AUGGCUGGGGGUUAUGGGGCGCCUGCAGAACAAAUUCGUGCAUCUAUGAUGUUUGAGGUGUCCGUUGGCGACGAUAAUAAUUGGACCAAGUGGGUUCAAGUCAAAAUUCUACUCUGGGAAGAAGAUCCCGGCAAUCAAGUGGAAUAUGCCCUCAUAGAAGAAAUUCAGUUCAUAUCGUCUGAGAAAAACCAAACUGUUACUGAUGCGAGAAAUGUUAAUAGUCCUGGUAAGAUAAACUUGCAAACUGAUGAUACCCCCGCAUCUGACAUAACUGAUGAAAUUCAAACUAUUAUUGAUCAUUUCGCUAAAAAACCUGACGUAGAAUUCGCCGAUGAUCAGGAUAAUAGUGAUUCUUUAGACGAUUUAUCCGAAACUGAGGCAGUACGAGAAGUUAAUGGUUCCCGAAUUUUUUUCGAUCUAUAUUUAAAAAUUUCCAAAGCUGAGGAAAAUAGUGAUAAUGCACGUCAUGAAGUCUUAAGAGCAUAUUACUUCCUUGGAGAGGAAUUAGAGAAACGCCUUACCGACUAUAAGCAAUCCAUGGAAGAACAUGAGGCUCAAAAGAAGGUUAACGAUGAG
Acaulospora colombiana is the source of this 576-nucleotide messenger RNA. The record is from the annotation of a GenBank genome assembly. NCBI's taxonomy places the organism in Eukaryota, Fungi, Glomeromycota, Glomeromycetes, Diversisporales, Acaulosporaceae.